Messenger RNA from Neohortaea acidophila, 552 nucleotides. RefSeq lists its product as uncharacterized. The record is from RefSeq and is a predicted model, not a curated record. Gene Ontology annotation, cellular component: precatalytic spliceosome. The transcript is spliced from 2 exons. Lineage: Eukaryota; Fungi; Ascomycota; Dothideomycetes; Mycosphaerellales; Teratosphaeriaceae. Bases 1 to 552 code for a protein of 183 amino acids. Gene Ontology annotation, biological process: RNA splicing.
AUGGAGCGGGAUCAACGAAGAGACGACCGCCGACGGCGAGAUGACCCGCGAGACCACAAACAACGAUACGAACGAGAGCGCUCCCGCUCUCCACCAGCACGAGAACGCCGCGACGACCGCCGAAGAGAUCGCUCUCCUCCCCGCAACCCAGCCAGACCACCGCCUCCUGGCCCUCGCACAGAUCGCGACCGCGACCCCCGCCGAGGCCGCGACUCCGCAACCCCACCCCUACCCUCUCGCAAAGCAGGCGGCGACAACAGAUCCCGCCAAGCACCAUCAGCCCCUCACACAAACACCAACACAAAAAGCACCGCUCGCCAACAGCAAGAUACACACAUGCACAACGGCGUCGGCGGUGGGGAGGCGGACGAGGACAGCGAGAAGGAGAUGCAGCGCAUUAUGGGGUUCAAGGAUUUUCGCACGACGAAGGAUACGAAGGUCCCCGGGAACGAGAAGAAUUAUGGCGUGCAUAAGGUGAAGAAGACGGAGUAUAGGCAGUAUAUGAAUCGGACGGGGGGGUUCAAUCGGCCUUUGUCGCCGACGAGGAUGUGA